AUGGGACGAGAUCUCCGUGGGGCAGCUCAUCUCCCUCCCGCCCACCCCCAGCGCCCUUCGCCAGCCAGCCAGCCCCAGCCCCCUCGCAUCUCCCCGUCAUCCCGUUACCUCUUUCCUGGGCCCAGUCCCCCCGUAAGCAGAUCCGGAGUGACUUUCCCUACUUCAGGCUGCAGUCCAAACUACCUCGGUCCCUUCCCACCUAAUUAUAGGGACUUCGACUUCCCCGCCUCUUCUUCUUCUUCUUCUUCUUCCUCCUCCUCCUCCUCAGCGUACCCAACUUGUCUCCCUGGACAUCCCUUUGGGGCUCGGCUGAUGGACCACCAGUUCUCAUGUAGCCAAGAUGAUCUCCUGCUAGCUCAGCCCGACAGCUUGGGGGAUUCUUUGGGAGCCCAGGAAGACAGAAGGGGACCGCCUCAGGAGGUUUAUAGCGCCGCGGAAACUUUUGAGUGGAUGAAAGUUAAGAGGAAUCCGCCCAGAAGAACAGGUGAGUCCUGGAAACAGGCCCCGGUGGAUCUAAUUGGACGAGUAGCUCGCGCUCACGCAACAUCACCGGAUAUUCCAGGUACCACAAGGAAAUCGCAGAGCAGCGUAGGGGAGGUGUCAGUAUCAGCCUCUCCCAGAACCAACUUCACCACCAAGCAGCUGACAGAGCUAGAGAAGGAAUUCCACUUCACCAAAUACCUGAGCCGAGCCCGUCGGAUAGAGGUUGCCUCAGCUUUACACCUCCAUGAAGCCCAGGUGAAGAUCUGGUUUCAGAACCGCAGGAUGAAGCAGAAGAAAAGAGACAGGGAGGGCCCUCUGUGGGGAGACGCCAUGAGCAGCAAUGGGCAAGGAUCCUCCUCUUCAGAUAAAUCAGACCUUGCAUCUCCAACAUCCUCCCCUGGCAGGAACCAUGAGGACAUCACCCCACCACUUUGACUGGUACUGGGAAAGGCCAAUUCCAGUGAGCCAUUUUGCAUUCUUGUGAGGGUCCUGAAGUCCCCAGAAAAUGACAUCUUAAAAGAUCUUUCUAGAGAGGGAAGGGACACCUCCCCCCCCCCGCUCCAAAUGAGUUCAAGGAAAUGGCAAACACCAUAUUGAACUGUCAUGUGAAAUUCAGUACAUAUCAAUUGUUGAUUGAAACAGCUGGUAGAAAUCUAAAACAUUAAUGUAGUAGUCUGACGUUCAGAGAAAUUGAAGAGUUCAUGACAUUGUUGUACCAACAUACAGCUACCCAGGGAACCCAGAGUGAACUGCAUUAAUGAGGAGUAUUCAAUGACAGAAGUUUUGAACUCACACAAUCACAUACCUCCAUCUCUGUCUUCUUUUGCCUUCUCUUCUCCUCCUUUCUCCUAUACAGUUGUUACUAUCCACAUUUCAGUUAUCCCAUAAUUCAAAAGCACAUGUAACAGAAUCUUCAUUACCUGCUCCAUUUUGAAUGUCUAGAUAUUCAGUUUCAUGAUGCAGUUUAAUAUCAUUGUGACUGGAGAAAUUCCCUGUUAUCAAAUCACUUAAGUUCUGGAUAAAUGAGGGUGGGCACUGUGAUUCUUUUAAGGUAUUUUGAAGUUUGUGCAUUGAUUUGCUUCUAAUAAUGUCUUUAUUAGUUUAUUUAGUCAUUUCUUGAUUGAUAAAUAUUCCAGCUGCACAUCCCAAAAUGUUUAGGGCAGGUCUUUACAGGAACUUCUCCAGUGCACAUCCAACUAAAGGCACAAUGCUGACCAUGUACAACUGAUGCACGCUCUACCUAUGGAUUUGCAUUUUCAUAGAAAUGAAGUCCUGAGGGAGGCAUUUGUGGAGUUUUGUCCUUGGGAUCCAUGUGUCCCCUUCACAAGAAAACCCAGAAGUGAAACUCUUUUUGUUAUAUUGGUCUCUCUAACUCACAGACCCAUCUCAAAGGCUUCUGUGACCCAGCAGAAUGUCCUCACCCACCAUUUGAGAAUCACCGAUAAACACUAAUCAGGAUCAGCUCUGAAAGUUAAUUAGACUAAGCUCCACCAUGAUUCCUUUGAUAAGGCAAUGCCCAUUGGUUGUCACCUAUGGUCGGUAAAGUGACUUGGCCAGAUCAAUGCAAAAUCUUUCCCAUCUUCUUUCCUGUGCUUUCAUAAAACAACAAGAAGCAGUUUUGGACUUAGAAAUGAGAAAUGUUGCAGCAAAGCUUUAGAAAGGAUAGUUUGAGGAAAUGGGCCCUAGCUUAAUUCAUCUUAAUGUUGAACAAUAACAGCCCAUCUGCUGGGCAGGUAGAACAUUUGUCCCAGGUGCCGAACUUCAUGGAGUAUUAAGCAGCCAGCUAACUCAGCGAGAGGGAGAAGACUGUUCCUUAGGUCAAUGUGUUCAAGUUCUUUAUUGGAACCAUAAUUAUUAGUUCUUUAUUAGCCAUAAACUAUAACAAUAAUCAAGAGCAUCAAGACGAACAAAUUACAGGUAUAACAAGUCUCCCAAAGAUGCUUUCAGGGAUCAUUUAUCCAUGUUUGCUCUUUUAAAGUAGGAAAGGGCUGGCAAGGAAGCAGGAUGUUAUUUGAAGUAAGACAGGAAGGGCGAGGGGUAGCUAUCCCGAGCAGGAGGACACAAUCCAAGCUGCUCUCCAGAGAACAGCAAAGUCACCCAGACCAGUGGCUGGCAGAGAUACCUGGGGAGAGACUGAUGGACCAUGAAACUUUUACACAAUAUUCUGGGAACAUUUUCCAAGGUAAAAGAACUAUGAGGGCAGCACUAGUAAAACUGAAAACAAAAAGAAUACCCCACAAGGUACAACAGGAAGUUUUAAUGGUGUCAGACACAAUCUCCAUCUAAGAGGUUUCACGCCUGUGCACUUGGGAGUAUUUUUUGCUUAAUUUGCAUCCAUGAUCAAGAGCUCUGUGCCUGAAGCAUUGGGAUUUUAAAAAAUUAUUCCUUAUUAACACUUUCUAUUGCGCCUCAUGAGGUUUUGCUUUUGCUUAACAUUUCCAAAGGAAACCCCAUUGGAAUUAGUGGUGGAUCUCUCUACUGCCUCCACAGCACUUAGUAAUCCAGACUCCUGCUGCAUGCACGGGUGGGUGGGAAACAAUUUCCUCCAAUCUCUCCUUCUCCCAGAAGCACUCUUUAACACCCCUAAAUGUGUCCCUGAGGAUCACACUGCCCUCAGGGAAUAUGUAAGGGCAUUAAAGGAGAGAUGGGCAAAAAAUGCCUCCUCACUGCACAGGCAGCCAGACUCUGGAUUAUUAAGCACUGUGGAGGCAUUCUGCACACAGUGCCUCUGCUCUGUGAGUGAAUAAGUUGCCUAGUAUCUUUAAGAAUGCAUAUUUGGAUAUUAUAUAUAACAGAUGAAAUACAGUAUAUGUGGAUUCCUGAAGAAUGGGAGCUUGCUGAAAGAAAGCCAUGAAUUACAGAGGCAGUUGAAUCUGGUCACCCACCCAACCUGUUUCAGGAAAUAUUUCUCAAAAGGCAACUGAGAAGCAAAACUUCAGUAAUCCAACUUAUAAGAACUACCAAAGUCCUGCAGCUGCUCACCGCUGGCUGAGCUGUAUAACUCUUUGCAGACUGUAAUUUUUUAACUUGUUAUCACUAGUAAUCCACAGAGGCCUUUCCCAAGCCAAUGACCUUUUAAAGCCGGAGAUGCCAGGAAUUGAGCCUGGGGCCUUCUGAGUUAUGGCCCCUCCCUCUGUGGCUCUUGCCCAGGCUUCCCAGGCUCAGAGCAGAUGCGGACUCAGGGGCCUUUCAAAACCAAGCCUUGCAAGCUUUGAAAACUGGGGGUGGGGGCCAGGGAGGAGGAAAGGUUGCCAGCAGCCUCCUCUUCUCUCCUCCCUUCAUGCUUUCUGCAAGGUUUUCAAGGAGCAUGAGGAGAGGAGGAGAAGCACUCCUUGCAAGGGUCAGAUGAUCGGUCCUGAGGAGCUGCUCCAAAGAUAGCUGUGGGGAACCUCUUGCUGUCCUGCAGGCACCACCUCAGAUAAUCUACCUGAGGUGACCACCUCACCUCACUUCCUGAAAGGACCACCCAUGUUACAGCUUGUUAUGUGUAGAAUCCUGGAGACCAAAAAUGCAUAGGUUGCGUUGCCCAUUGGAAAGAAGCAGCUCUGCAUUCACAGAAGCAUAUGGAAGUUGAGAAAGUGAUUACAAAUCAUCUACCUAAGGCAAUCACCUCACCUCACCUCAUGAAGGGACCACCUUUGUCAGGGCUUGUUAGACCAAGAAACCAAAAAUGCAUAGGUUGCCCAUUGGCGAGAGAAAGUUCUGCAUGCACAUAAAUGUAUAGAAGUUGAGAAAGCGGUUACAAAAUAUCUACCUCUGGACUAUCAGAAUAAUACGGGUUUCUAUAUUUAUUAUACAUGUGUAAAGUAGUUUGUAUUGUGUUAUGUUUGACUUAUGUAAGCAAAUGGUGGAAAAAAAAUAUGGGUGAGCAAAUUAAAACCUUGCUUUUGA
Hemicordylus capensis (graceful crag lizard) is the source of this 4374-nucleotide messenger RNA. Its product is annotated as homeobox protein Hox-A1-like. Gene Ontology annotation, molecular function: DNA-binding transcription factor activity, RNA polymerase II-specific; RNA polymerase II cis-regulatory region sequence-specific DNA binding. Gene Ontology annotation, cellular component: nucleus. The transcript has 2 exons. Gene Ontology annotation, biological process: regulation of transcription by RNA polymerase II. The coding region runs from base 1 to 918 and encodes 305 amino acids. Lineage: Eukaryota; Metazoa; Chordata; Lepidosauria; Squamata; Cordylidae. The record is from RefSeq and is a predicted model, not a curated record.